This is a messenger RNA of Eriocheir sinensis (Chinese mitten crab), 1228 nucleotides long. RefSeq lists its product as uncharacterized. Gene Ontology annotation, molecular function: nucleic acid binding. Lineage: Eukaryota; Metazoa; Arthropoda; Malacostraca; Decapoda; Varunidae. The coding region runs from base 115 to 1029 and encodes 304 amino acids. Gene Ontology annotation, biological process: DNA integration. The record is from RefSeq and is a predicted model, not a curated record. The transcript has a single exon.
GAUAGUCAUCGCGGGGCCGAAGCCACCAAGCGCCGCGCUCGUCAGGCCGUGUAUUGGCCCGGCAUAGACGCGGACAUCGUCAGCACUGUCCGCGCCUGUGAGCCGUGCCAGGUUAUGCUACCUAGCCAGCAGCAGGAGCACUUGUUGUGCGACGACAACCCCACCAGGCCCUUCGAGUCAGUGUCGGCCGACUUCUUCACCGCGGCUGGGAAACACUUCCUAGUCGUCGUCGACCGACUCUCUGGCUGGCCUGUGGUGGUCACCUGCGGCUCCGACACGACGUCUGCCGCCACCAUCCACUACUUCCGGCGCCUCUUCCGUGAUCUGGGUGUCCCUGUGCGUCUGCGGACUGAUGGAGGCCCUCAGUUCACCAGCCGGGAGCUCGCGGAAUUUUUGGAGCGAUGGGGGGUCCGCCACAACGUGUCAUCGCCCAACUACCCACAGUCGAACGGACACGCCGAAGCUGCAGUGAAAGCAGUUAAACACCUCAUCCUGAAGGUGGCCCCGUCCGGUAACAUCGACUGUGAGGCGUUCGACAAAGGCCUUCUGGAGCUGCGUAACACACCGAACUCCACGGGCCGCUCCCCGGCCCAGGUCUUGUACGGCCGUCCUCUCCGUUCCUGCGUCCCUGCCCAUGCCAAAGCCUUCGCGAAGGAGUGGCAGGCCAGAGCCGAGAGCUGUGACCGUCGCGCCGCUACCCGUGCCCGAGAUGCCAAGGCCCGGUAUGACGCCCAUGCCCGCCCGCUUCAGCCGCUGAAGACAGGUGCUCUCGUGCGCAUCCAGGACCCAACCACGCAGCGUUGGGACAAGGUGGGCACGGUAAUGGGCGCCGGCCGGUCUAGGGCCUAUCACGUCCGGAUGCCGAGCGGCCGCAUCUUGUGGAGGAACCGCCGUUUCCUUCGGCCGGUUCCGCCCCCUGCAGUCGACACCCCGGUCGUGGACGAGUCUCCUCCACGCCCGGACUCACCUCACCUCGCUGUGCCCCGUCGCUCGGAGCGGCUCAGAGCCAAGGCACCCGCUCAAGACUAGGACUAUGAGCGUGAAGGGGGGAGGGAGAUGUGGGUAAUGUUAGUUCUGAAUAUAGGCACCUUGCCUGGGGCAACACUAAUCCCGCGGUGUCAGCGGUUUUGACCGUUGUGGCCCCUCAGAGGCUGGCAGUGCCUCAGGGGCCAGUUCACCCCGUCUCUGUAUCGCGUACGCACGUACUCGUUCUUUCUCUGUUACUUUC